CCAAUUGAUUUUAUCCUGGUGGAAUCCGGGUCUUGACCCGAGCAGCCUGGGCAAAAUGAAAUCGGGGAUGGCUUCGGCCCUCCUGCUCCUUAGAUCAAUCCCAAGGAACUCCUCAAGCUCCUAACCUCCCCAUCUCAAUGCAUCACAUGUUUCUUGAAAAGCAGUCCCACUCUGUGUGAGACUCCGGACGGAGACUAAUGGUAGCCCUAAACACCAAAAGGGCCAAGUUUCGGUUUCAUCCCGACAUGGUGGGACCAUUAUGGCGAUGUCUAGACUUUGACGCGACUGGACGGGGAAAAUCCAGGAGCUGUCACCCUGUUUGAUGCGAUCGAUUUCGAGCUAUCGAGUGGAUCUAAGGACCUCCCAGAUCUGUGGACCAAAAAGAAAGGACACUCCAGGAAAGAUCGCUGAUCCUUUCCAUCGAUGCUCCUGACAGACAGAUCUGCAGAUGAAAUUAUCGUGAGCCUGGUGCGCGCGAUGAAAAGCACGCCUGAACCAUGAGGUUUUUUGUCUCGGUCAACCUGACGCUGCUGCUGGCUGCCUUGCCUUGUGCAUUUGCCCAGGAUUCGGCAUCGUCGGCUGCAAUCGCGCUACUGGCUACACUACCAAAAUGUGCUCGCGACUGCCUUGAGACAGGAAUUACAGACUCAACCUGCGCUCUUACAAACCAGACAUGUGUCUGUACGAAUGCGCCGCUGCAGGCGACCAUUUCUCAGUGUGUGUCAGAGAAGUGCACGGUUAAACAAGCUUUAUUAACAAAAAAUGUCACGGAAACGACUUGUCAAGCUCCAAUCCGAGACGACCAUCAAUUACCCUACGUCUUGACGGUGACGUUUGGAGUGAUAAGUGCAGCGGCGAUUCUUUUACGACUCGGCUUCAAGAUAUUCGUAGUACAAGUUCAGCCUGCUCUAGAUGACUGGUUCAUCCUGAUUACUUUCUUGUCGGGUGUGCCCAGCACGGUCAUACAAACCGAGGCGGUGGUACCGAACGGACUUGGAAAGGACAUCUGGACCCUUACCUCGACCCAGAUCACCAACUUUGGCAUGUUCUUCUACAUCAUGGCGGUACUCUACUUCCUACAAGUUACACUGCUCAAAAUGUCCUUGCUCUUUUUUUAUCUCAGGAUCUUCCCUGGAAAACAGGUGAAACGAGUUCUUUGGGGAACGGUAAUAUUCAACGCAGUUUUCGGUCUAUUUUUUGUCGUCCUUACCAUAUUCCAAUGCCAGCCUGUCAGUUUCUAUUGGACAAAAUGGGACGGCGAGCAUGAGGGAAAGUGCCUUAGCAUUAACAAUAUCGCUUGGGCAAAUGCAGCCGUCAGCAUUGCGCUGGAUUUCUGGAUGCUUGCAAUCCCACUGUCCCAGCUGAGAAGCCUCCACAUGCAUUGGAAGAAGAAGAUUGGGGUUGCGCUCAUGUUCAUCGUGGGAGCGUUUGUCACAGUGGUCAGCAUUCUACGUCUGCAAUCCCUUGUGGAAUUCGGAGAUACCCAAAAUCCCUCGUGGGAUUACAAAGGUGUUUCAAUAUGGUCGGUGGUCGAGAUCAACGUCGGCAUCAUCUGCACCUGUAUGCCUUCUCUACGACUCCUCCUGGUUCGCAUCUUUCCCGCCCUCGGAGGCACCACAAACGCGAGGAACCAGUAUUACCAGUCGGGCAGUUUUGGCAAUAUCAAGUCCAUGGGUCGAAGUCGAGCAGGAACUGGAGGGAAAAUGCCGUCAGUUGUACAUGAUCCGGAACAGUCAAAGAAGGCAAUCAUCUAUCAGCAGAGGACAUACACAGUUCAAUAUGGUGAGGAGGACGAACAGCGCUUAUUUCAGAUGCAGGACCUGAAAUCCAAGAGUGCUAAGCCGAGUGCGAGCGAAACAUCCAUAUAGGUUGGCACUGAGGCCGGCGUUGAGUAUAAUAAGUACAUAGCCCCAAGACAUACUUUCUUUUAUUCAAAUACGUUCCA
Messenger RNA from Truncatella angustata, 1945 nucleotides. RefSeq lists its product as uncharacterized. Bases 498 to 1868 code for a protein of 456 amino acids. The record is from RefSeq and is a predicted model, not a curated record. The transcript has 4 exons. Lineage: Eukaryota; Fungi; Ascomycota; Sordariomycetes; Amphisphaeriales; Sporocadaceae.